Hypoxylon trugodes is the source of this 3414-nucleotide messenger RNA. Its product is annotated as ATP-dependent DNA ligase. NCBI's taxonomy places the organism in Eukaryota, Fungi, Ascomycota, Sordariomycetes, Xylariales, Hypoxylaceae. The record is from RefSeq and is a predicted model, not a curated record. Gene Ontology annotation, biological process: DNA biosynthetic process; DNA repair; DNA recombination. The transcript is spliced from 5 exons. Gene Ontology annotation, molecular function: ATP binding; DNA binding; DNA ligase (ATP) activity. Bases 164 to 2893 code for a protein of 909 amino acids. Gene Ontology annotation, cellular component: nucleus; mitochondrion.
GUUAAAGUUAAGGAAAUCGCGUCACGUCGAUGGCUAGCCACUGGUCGUGCUUUUCUGCCUGCCAAUUUAAUUCACACCCCCGAAGUCGAUAUAGCACGUGGUUGCCUAUAGGAUUGAAAGUUACACUUAAUUGAGAGUUUCACAUUUCUUCCCCCGAACAUUGAUGUUUGCCAAUUUGCCUUCUUGUCGUUUCUUCUUUCAAUUCACAGCGAGAACGACAAUUCGAUUACUCAAAAUGGCACCCAAGCAAGCUACCUUGGGAAAAUUCUUCGGCCAGCCGAAUGGCCCCAAGCCCGCACCACAGCAAUCGAAGCUGUCGUUUAAUACGAAAUCGAAAAAGCCAAAGACAGAGCCAGAACCAGAGCCAGCUGCUCAAGCACCAUCCUCGCCGAAAGUGAAGUCCGAUUUUGAAGCGGAGGAAAAUGGUGAUGCCACGAAAGACACGAAGAAGCGAACUCGAUCCGGUGCCUCUCCAAAGAGCAAAGCGAAACAAUCCUCUACAAAGGUUAAGGUCGAGGCUAAGGAAUCUGAAGAAGAGCUCGAAGAGGAGGCACCAGUAGUAAAAAGACAAAGGAAGAGUCGACGUCCUCGAGUUGAAGAAGAAGAUGACGAAGACGAGGUUAUGGCCGAUGCCGAGCAAACGAAACCGAAGCCACAGUCUAUCAAUAAGAAGACGACAGCUAAGAAAUCUCCUUCUAAGCCUGCCGCUACGAAAAAGGUAAAACCAACGCCUAAGCAAGAAGAAGAAGAGGAUGACAUCAAGGAGGAAGCAUCGGAAUCAGCAUCUGAGGCAGAGGAAGAGGAUGAAGAGGAAGAGAAGCCAGAGGUUGCAGCAAAAGCUCGAGAAAAGAUUCAAACUAAGCUACAGAGCAAGCCAAAGGACGCAUACCCUGACUGGAAACCCGGCGCACCAGUACCCUACGCCGCAUUGUGUACAACCUUCUCUCUCGUUGAACUUACAACGAAACGACUUCAAAUCACAGAAUACUGUUCCUUGUUCCUCCGACAAGUCCUACGUCUUACUCCCGAAGAUUUCCUUCCCACGGUAUUAUUAAUGAUCAAUAAAUUGGCUCCAGACUAUGCCGGUAUUGAGCUAGGCAUUGGCGAAUCGUUGAUCAUGAAGGCCAUAGGCGAGACUACGGGGCGUAGUCUCCAAGUUAUCAAAGCAGAUCAAAAAGAGAUUGGUGAUUUGGGUCUUGUUGCUAUCAAGAGCAGAUCUACCCAACCAACCAUGUUCAAGCCUAAGCCAUUGACUAUCAGAGCCGUACACAAAGGUCUUAUGGAUAUUGCAACCGUAACUGGAAACGGCGCUCAAGGCAGGAAAGUUGAUGGGAUCAAAAAGCUACUAUCUUCUGCCGAUGCUCACUCCACCGGCAAGGCCGACAUCCAUAAGGAUAAAGGUGGCCCAAGUGAAGCCAAAUACCUGAUCCGAUUCCUCGAGGGGAAGCUUAGACUAGGCCUGGCAGAGAGGACCGUCCUCGUCUCCAUAGCACAGGCUAUGAUAUGUCAUGAAGCAGACCAGAAAGGGAAAGUACCUAGCACCAAGGAGAUGGAAGAAGCGGAGGCCAUGUUGAAGACAGUAUACAGUGAACUUCCUAGCUGGGAUGUGAUUGUUCCAGCAAUGGUCAAGAAUGGCAUCAUGAGACUUAAGGAGACUUGCAAACUUCGCCCGGGAGUACCUCUAAAGCCUAUGCUUGCGAAACCAACGAAAGCCAUUACAGAAGUCUUGGAUCGAUUCGAGGAUCAAACUUUUACCUGCGAAUACAAGUAUGAUGGUGAGAGGGCGCAAAUUCAUUACGUUGCCAAGGAUCAUUCAGACGAGUAUAUUGAUGCUCUCCCUGGCGCUACUAAGGAAGCUGCCAAGGGUGUUGCAUCCAUCUUCUCGCGAAACUCGGAGGAUUUAUCCAAGAAAUAUCCCGAUAUUCUCGCAAAACUUCAUACAUGGGUCAAAGAGGGCACCAAGAGUUUCGUUCUAGACUGCGAGACUGUCGCUUGGGAUGUUACCGAGAAGAAGGUGCUUCCUUUCCAACAACUAAUGACUAGGAAAAAGAAGGACGUCAAAUUAGAGGACGUCAAAGUCAAGGUUUGUGUCUUCGCUUUUGACUUGCUAUUUUUGAAUGGCGAGCCAGUGGUCGAGAAGUCACUCCGAGAACGCCGCGAAUUGCUUCAUGAAGCUUUCCAACCAGUAGAAGGCGAGUUUGCUUUCGCAACCCACAUGAAUGGCAGAGAGCUCGAGGAGAUUCAGACAUUCUUGGAAGAAAGUGUCAAAGCUUCUUGUGAGGGCUUGAUGGUCAAGAUGCUUGAUGGUUCGGAGAGUGGAUACGAGCCCAGCAAACGAAGUCGCAAUUGGCUGAAGAUCAAGAAAGACUACCUAUCAGGAGUUGGUGAUUCGCUUGAUCUUGUGGUACUUGGUGCUUAUUACGGCAGAGGCAAGCGUACAUCCGUGUAUGGUGCUUUCCUUCUCGCUUGUUACAAUCCAGCGACCGACACCUACGAAACGAUUUGCAAUAUUGGAACUGGAUUUUCGGAGCAAGUCCUCGAAGAGCUUCACAAGCAACUCUCCGAAAUAGUUAUCGACCGACCAAAGCCAUUCUACUCCCACUCAUCAGGUGGACAACAUCAACCGGACGUCUGGCUCGAACCCCGUUAUGUAUGGGAAGUUAAGACUGCAGAUUUAACUCUCAGCCCGAGGUAUAAAGCCGGUUUGAAGGAGAACAUCGACCCAUCGGGCGAGAAGGGAAUCAGUUUACGGUUCCCAAGAUUCAUUAAGAUAAGGGACGACAAAAAACCUGAUGAGGCAACCAGCAGUCGUCAAGUAGCGGAAAUGUACAGGAAACAGGAGAGUGUUACAAAUAAUAAGGGACCAUCUGUAGAUGAUGACUUCGAGUACUAGAGGGGGUUGGUUGAUUAUGAUCUAGCUAUGCACAAUCCGGUCGGAAUAUACCAUUACGAUUCUGACGAUGUAUGUCCAGUUCGACAGUCGUUCGAUUGGGACCUCAUUUAUCCAUUAUAGGUGACGACACUAAGACGAAGAAACGAAUAUCUUGCUAAUUCUGCGUUGAGAGCUCUUAAAAGUAUUGAUAGCUUGGCCGCAUUCCUAACCAUCGGAAAGCCAUCCACGGAAGGCCUGAUUCAGCCCCCCAAGCACCACUAUAAGGCAGUAUACAAAGAAAUUGACAAUAUCAACUUUAAUAUGAAUUGGUAUUUCAAUUUUCAAUUCUUGCUCGCUGCGCUUCUCAAGAUUAUUGUUGGUCGCUAUUCAGCCCAAGAUUGUUUAACACAGUGUCAGCUAGUUAUAGAUACCAACUAUCGUCACCGCCCGCAGCCGUUAACGGACAGUGAGGGCCUGGUUGUCGCCGGCCUUGCGACCGUGCGGACUACACAAAGUGCAAAUAGAUAUAACACCCUGCCACC